UUUCUCCACAGCCCAGAGCCACUGGAGGGCCCAAGAGGAGCGGCUGCACCAUGAAGUGUCCUCCCUUACCUGUUUGUUGGGAGACCACAGGCAGAUGACCGACAGUUUGAUUGAGACAGUCAAAACCGAGCAGAAGAAAGCAGCCAAUCAGUUUGCAGAGCGGUCAGUAAAUUGAUAAUUGUUAAGAUUUCUACUCAAGAGCUUGAUGAUUAAUUGAUUUAUUGAAUUACGAAAACAUUUAUGAUUUCUGGGGACCGGAAUCGAAACCCCCAGAUUUAAGUUGAUAAUGAUUCCUUGUUGACCAUUUCUUCUUUAUUUCAUGAAGCACGGAAAAGCCUGGCAAACAAGAUGAGGUAAAAUAUGGUUGCUGAUGCUGCUGAAGGUAUGGGCUACAAUCAGAGCAGGCCCCGGCUGCAGCGCACCAUGAAGCUCCACUCCGACCUGCACCAGGCCUUAGAGGGCCUCCAGCUGCAGACAACAGCAUCACCCUCCCCAUUAUUAGACCCCAUGAGCUCCUACCAGGUCUCCGUCCAGCAGCUUCAGGAGGAGCUUCAGAGAGAGAAGAACCUAGUAUCGAGGCUGGUGGAGCGUCUGGAGAGGGCCGAGCAGAAGUCAGAGGAGCUGAGGCAGCAGCAGGAGCAAGACGCCAAGGAAAGCUGGAACACUGUCCACCAAGAGAUGGAGACCAACCAGGAGAUGGGCGGCAUGGUGGAGCGGAUGAGGGGGAAGGUGCAGGAGUUUAGCACCAUACUGCGACGCAAGAUAAGCUGGGGUGGAUGGGCUGGGAUGAAGGAUGAGGAGGAAGAAGAAGAGGAGAGGAAGCCUGCAAACGCCCUUAACUCAGAGUGCGUAAACCAGUGUCAGGCAAUACACCCAGAUCCACAUGUGCUAAAACAGGCCCAAAGGAACCCAGAACUAGAACCAGAGAAGGGAGCCCAGGACCAGCACUCCUGCUUAGAGACGUCGCUGUGGAGGUGGCAGAAGACGCUGGGGGGACAGAGGGACAUUGUGAAGAGGCUGAAGGCCGACAUGAAGAGGGAGACAGAGAGCAUGCAGGUGAUGGCCGCCGGCCUCUUGAACAACAGACAGCACAGCCUGGACACAUGCCAAGUUCAAGCCCUUGAAGAGCACCUGGAGAUCUGGAGGCGGAGGCAGAGAGAGAUGAAAAUGCAGCUAUCUGAGAUGCAGGCCCAGUUUGACGUGGAGCGGAACCGCUCUGCCGGGUUUCUGAAAGAGAAUGACAAGCUGAGUAGACUGCUUUGCACGGUGGAGUCCUCGGUGGCUGACCUGCAGCCCCUGCUCACCUACCACCAGGUCCUAGUAGAGGACGCCAUGAAGGACAACUCUAUCCAACAUGGCCGCCACAGGAGCAAGAUGUAAAAAAUAACUCUCAAAGACUGAUGAAUAAAAGUUGACAAUAUAA
Molecule: messenger RNA, 1423 nt
Organism: Oncorhynchus keta (chum salmon)
Lineage: Eukaryota; Metazoa; Chordata; Actinopteri; Salmoniformes; Salmonidae
Product: trichohyalin-like
Exons: 4
Coding region: 361-1380 (339 amino acids)
Source: RefSeq, a predicted model, not a curated record